Messenger RNA from Lathyrus oleraceus (garden pea), 3224 nucleotides. Its product is annotated as pentatricopeptide repeat-containing protein At5g48910. The record is from RefSeq and is a predicted model, not a curated record. The transcript has 2 exons. Gene Ontology annotation, molecular function: protein binding; RNA binding. Lineage: Eukaryota; Viridiplantae; Streptophyta; Magnoliopsida; Fabales; Fabaceae. Gene Ontology annotation, biological process: RNA modification. Bases 430 to 2046 code for a protein of 538 amino acids.
GUUUCCUUUCUUUUCUUUUUUUCUUUUCCUUUUUCUAUCUCGUCCUUCAUUCAUUUUUUCACAUACAACCCUCUUCCCGACAUUGUUCAAUCAAAAGAUUGAAAAUAUUUUCACUAUCCAAUUUUAGUCAAACAUUCACUGAAGUUGCAUCUGCAUAGAUACAUUCCGAUUCCUAUUUUCUACUAGUUGGAGAGAUAUGCAUAAAAUGGUGAGGAUUCUUGUCCCUAUCUGGUUAGAACCACAACACAUAAUUGCCAAGUAGAGCCACAACAACCUCAAACAAUAAAACAUCGUGAUGUCACCGCCGUGUUCUCCGCCAUAGCUCAAAUCAACAGCGACAGCGCCACCACCAUUGCCACCCUGACGUUUUUGUUGAACCACAAGGCUCUUCCUGCAUUUCCGUUAGAGUAACACAAACAACUUUCUUCUAUGUCUAUGUUCGCCAAUAAAAUCAAACCCUUUUUCGAUUCUCUCCCACAACGACCUUCACUACACCAAAUCAAACUAAGCCAUGCACACCUCGUCGUUUUAGGCCAAUCCCAAUCCCGUCUCAUCCUUCACAUUCUCUCUCUACUUUCUCUCUCUACAUUCCCACUCAACUAUUCUCUAUCCGUUUUCAACUCAAUUUCCUUCCCAACAGUUUUCGCUUUCAACUCCAUUAUUCGUUGUCACGCCAAAUCAAAUUCAUCACCUUCUAUCUCCCUCGCACUUUACUCUUCCAUGCGACGCCGUUUCCUCAACCCAAAUCAACACACCUUCACUUUCCUCCUUCACGCAUGCACCAAAGGGAGUUUCACGUCCACGCCUACCCCAGGUGUUCAGGUUCAUUGUCACGUGAUCAAACUCGGUUACGCGCGCCAUGUGUUUGUUCGAAAUGCGCUCAUUCAUUUUUACUUUGAGGGUUUUUCAACGACUGAGUAUUCCAAAAGGGUGUUUGAAGAAGAUACUGAUACAGAUACAGAUACCCUUUGUAGUGAUGUUGUCACGUGGAACUCCAUGUUGGCUGGUUUGGUUAGAAGAGGAGAGGUUGGUGUUGCCGAGAAGAUGUUUGAUGAAAUGCCUUGCAGAGAUGUUGUUUCUUGGAGUACUAUGAUAAUGGGGUAUGUUCAAAAUGGGAACUUGGAAGAUGGGUUGGAGUGUUUUAGGUUAAUGAGGGAGAAAGGGAUAAGACCCAAUGAGGCUAUUUUGGUUACUGUGCUUUCUGCUUCUGCUCAGAUGGGUUUGUUAGGGUGUGGGAGGUUCAUUCAUUCAACCAUUGAAUCUCUGAGAUUUCGAAUAACUGUACCAAUUGGGACUGCUUUGGUUGAUAUGUAUGCAAAGUGUGGCUGCAUUGAAGAGUCGAGAGCUUUGUUUGAUUGCAUGUUAAAGAAGGAUAUAUGGACUUGGAAUGUUAUGAUUUGUGGGCUGGCUUCACAUGACCGUGCAAAGGAAGCACUUUCGUUAUUUCAUGAGUUUAUAUGUGAGGGUUUUAGUCCUGUGAAUGUGACAUUUGUUGGAGUUUUAAAUGCUUGUAGUAGGGCUGGUUUUGUUAGUGAGGGAAGGCAUUACUUUAAGUUGAUGGUGGAUCGUUAUGGAAUUCAACCGGAGAUGGAGCACUAUGGGUGCAUGGUUGAUCUUCUGGCUCGUGCAGGAUUGAUAGAUGAAGCAGUUUGGUUGAUUGAGACAAUGACUGUUGCACCGGAUCCUGUAAUGUGGGCAACACUGCUUGAUGCUUGUAAGAUUCAUGGAUUGGUGGAAAUGGGAGAAACAAUUGGAAAUAAGUUGUUAAAGUUGGAUCCGACACAUGAUGGUCAUUAUGUGCAGUUAGCUGGAAUCUAUGCAAAAGCAAGAAAAUGGAAAGAUGUGGUUAGAGUUCGAAGGUUAAUGGUUGAGAGAGUUGCCAACAAAGUUGCGGGUUGGAGCUUAAUUGAAGCGGAGGGUAAAGUUCAUCGCUUUAUUGCAGGAGACAGAGACCAUGACCAUUCUUCCGACAUUUACAGAAUGCUUGAAAUAAUAGGACUGCGGAUAACUGAAGCUGGUUACUCACCAAAACAGCUAACUGUGUAGCACGAUAUAGGAGAAGAAGGGGGUUGAUUUUCCUAGCAAGGGAAUGAUAAGGAGGGUUUAGUUACCAAAACAUUUUCACGCACGACCUGUGAGAUAUCAUUCAAGAUAUAGUUCUAUUUGACAAUCAUGUCAGUAGAAUUUUCAUCCGGAUGUAAGGUCCUGUCUGUGGCGCUCUUCGAAGAAAGGGAUAAUUUUUCCAAAGCAUCUUACUCAGUCUAUCAAGUUUCCCAAGCAAGGGAUUUAUUGAGAGGGAUUAUUCACCAAAACUUUUUCAGUCAAGACACUUAAGAUAGAAAUUACGCAAGUUGUAUUUAACAAUUCUGCUAGUAGAGUUUUCAUCUGAAUGGAAGGUGUAUGGUGCUCCUGGAUUUUGUGUUUUUCUUAGACGGGAAAUAUUGUUUUAUUUGACUUGGGGCUUCCUGUGUACACAAUAAUCCUGUUCCGAGCAUUUGUUCAUCAGCAAUUUUGAAAAAUACUUGUAUAGGAUAAUCAUGAGGGAUAUUGAUUUAGGCUUGGUGUUGCUGAAGGUUGGAACAUUAUGGUUCAGAGAUUAACAUUCUUAAGAUUUGGCUUGCUUACUGAUUGAUGGGUAAUAUGUUCAAUUCUUCAAAUCAUCAAAGCUAGUUCAAUGGAAUUUGAAGGGAACGGAAUGACAAGAUGCAUUCAUCUGGAUACUGACUGAUUUGAGUGCAAAGGAUUAUGUGGAAUAGUUCUAGCAGCAUGAUAUAGUGUUUUGCAAUUUGCAUAGACUGGUUUUGGGAGAAGAAAAAUGACUGAACUGGAACUUCAUUGAUAGUAUAGUUGUCAAUUACCAGCAUCCUUCCUGUAAAUCUCCAUGUAGAUGGAAUGAGAAAUUUACUUAUAAAUGCAAAAUGUGGACCCAAUAAUUAAUAUUAAAAUUUUCAAUAACCCAAUUGAAAACCUCCCAACAUCUGUUAUAUCAGUUGUUGGACGGAAUAUCAACCACCACAAACGAUCAUUGGUCAAGAUCACUUGAGCUACGAAGCAUAGCAGCAAGCCACUGAUACUUCCUCUUCCUCUUCCUCUUUGUCUCACACUUUAUGGAUAGUGUCUCUCUCAUAGUGAGUCUUUAAGGGUGUGUUUGAGAGCUUUGAAAAAAAAAGGAAGAAUAAAGGGAAAAGAAUAGAAAGAUUUAGGUGGAGAGUGAUUUGUAAGGU